UUUAGCUGAGUGCGCGUUGGAUUGCCCGUGGUUUCCAGCAAAGGAUUUUAGGUCGGCACAAGAAAUCCUAUAUAUGUUAAAGCUAAGUCGGCAAAGCAAAAGAUCCUCAAUAUCUGUUGCUUUCUAUCCAUUGAGAAAAAUGAAUAAGAACAGAGGAAUACAGAAUUACCUUCCUUUAGAAUUACAGUACUCGGAUGCAUUGAAUUGAGCACUAAUGGAUAUCCACUCUUUAGUUCAUGGUCAAACAGAUUUCUCACUUGAAUUUUCAAGGGAAGCAUUACAGGUAAGCGCAGCUAAAAACUCAGUUUUUUCUCCAUUGAGCAUAUCUGUGGCAUUGAGUUUGGGUGCAGGAGGAGCAAAGGGCGCAACAUUGGAUCAGUUUUGCACUUGUCUCAAGUCCAAAGAUGUACAUCAAUUGCAUGAACUUUUUUCUCAUCUUAUCAAUGUAGUUUUACUGGAUGGAAGUGUCAAUGAAGGUCCCUUGUUAUCAUUUGUAAAUGGAAUAUGGAUGGAUCAGUCUAUGACCUUGAAGCCCAAUUACAGCGAUGUUGUGAAAAAUCGAUAUAAUGCUGAAAUUAGCUCACUGGAUUUUAUCAAUAAGGCAAAUGAAGCUAGAAUGGAGGUGAAUAAAUGGGCAGCAAAUGAGAGCAAGGGGAAGAUAGAAGAGUUCCUUCCACCUAAUUCUGUAGGUGCAGAUACUAGGCUAAUUUUGGCAAAUGCCUUAUAUUUGAAGGGCGCAUGGCAGAAAAAUUUUGAUGUCUCUGCAACAAAAGAAGGUACUUUUAAUUUGUUGAAUGGGGAAAGUGUGCAAGUACCCAUGAUGACUACUACAAAGAGUCGAUCUAUACAAGUUGUUGAUGACUGCAAAAUCCUAUGCCUUCCCUAUUUUCAGGGACAGGACAACCGAUCCUUCUCCAUGUAUAUUAUAUUGCCCAAUGAUAUCAAUGGUCUGCCUGAACUGGAGAGAAAGCUUGAUCUUAAUUUUCUUGAGCACCAUCUUUCCCCAAGAAGUGAUGUGAAGGUACGUUCGUUUCAACUACCUCGCUUCAAGGUAUCUUCCAGUGUCAAUGCAACUGAGAUCUUGAAAACUAUGGGACUUGUCCUCCCGUUCAGUGAUGAUGCAAAUUUCGACGAAAUGGUUGACUGUGUGAGUGGGCGUCUCUGCAUUUCAGAUGUUUUCCACAAUUCAUUUGUGGAGGUUAAUGAGGAGGGCACUGAAGCAGCAGCUGUCACUGCACUCGUGAUGGAGUGGCGAUGCGCAAUCAUAUACCUAAUUGAGGAGGACUUCAUAGCUGACCAUCCAUUCAUGUUUGUGAUCAAGGAAGAUAGAAGUGGAGUUAUCCUCUUUGUUGGACAUGUACUCAAUCCAUUGGAAACCUAAUCUUAAUAGAAAUUGGCCAACAGAUAAAUGCUUAAAAUCAGGUUACAGAAGAUAUAGCUAAGGACAAUAAUCGAAAAUUAUAGAAUAGCCAAGAUAAUAGCUAUGUUACACUUGGACAUUAAGUUCUCGAUGCAUUUUGUGCUGCGCAUUCCAGAGAAAAUAGCAUGUUUGACACCGUUUCUUGAAGCCAAGAAUAUCAACUCUUCAGAAUU
This is a messenger RNA of Cryptomeria japonica (Japanese cedar), 1593 nucleotides long. RefSeq names its product serpin-ZXA-like. The record is from RefSeq and is a predicted model, not a curated record. The transcript is spliced from 2 exons. NCBI's taxonomy places the organism in Eukaryota, Viridiplantae, Streptophyta, Pinopsida, Cupressales, Cupressaceae. The coding region runs from base 215 to 1381 and encodes 388 amino acids. Gene Ontology annotation, molecular function: serine-type endopeptidase inhibitor activity.